Messenger RNA from Cornus florida, 2323 nucleotides. RefSeq names its product PHD finger protein At1g33420. The transcript has 5 exons. The record is from RefSeq and is a predicted model, not a curated record. NCBI's taxonomy places the organism in Eukaryota, Viridiplantae, Streptophyta, Magnoliopsida, Cornales, Cornaceae. Bases 194 to 2323 code for a protein of 709 amino acids.
UUCUAAAAGAAUAAAUUAUAAUAAUCAUAAACCGCCUUUUGAAAAUAAUAUAUAUACACCUAUCAACCUCUCAUGAUCCUAUCGCUUUGAUUCUCUCCAUCAAGAUCUCUGCUCAGCCGUUGAUCUCUCUGACUCUCUAUAUCACACACACAAACACACCCAGCAAGAGUAACACUUAUCAACAUCAUCCACCAUGGUUGUGAACUAUAGACCGGUGAAGAGGAUGAGGAGGAUGGUCGACACAAAUCUAUACGAUUUCUACACUUUUCCGGCAGCCGGAGACGCCGUAUACGGCGGUCCCUUCCGGUCGAGCGUGCAGCGCUUCCUCUCGAAGCAUGCCCGUCUAACCUUCCCGCCCUCCCUCUUCCCUUGCCUCAUGACGUGGCAGAUCCAGUUAGGGAUCGGCGGCCCCGUCUCCGACGACGGUGCUCCGGCCGUCGUCGUUCUCUACAUCGUUGAGGAGGAUGUCACCAGAUCCAGAUCUGUUUACUGCGACCAGUGCCGAGUCGUCGGUUGGAGUGGGCAUCCGGUUUGCCGAAAGCGAUACCAUUUCAUUAUCAGGAAGGAGGAGGGCAGCAGUUUUAGCCCAUUACAGGCAGAAGGAUAUCAAAAGGAAUGUACAAUUUGUGGACAUACAUUGCAGCUGUCUGAUUCAAGAUGUAAGUUAUGCGGCUCUGAGGCCCCGGCACAUGACUUUGAGAAUUGGGUUUAUCUUCAACUGGUGGAUAACACACAUCUUCUGCAUGGUGUUAUUCACUCCAAUGGUUAUGGCCACCUUCUUACACUCAAUGGCAAAGAAGGUGGCUCCAAGUUCCUCCGUGGAAGUGAUCUAAUGAACCUUUGGGAUAGGCUCUGUACAACCCUUGCUGUCAGAAAAGUCAGUGUGAUGGAUGUCUCAAGAAAAUAUGGGAUGGAAUACAGACUAUUACAUGCAAUCACCGGCGGCCAUCCUUGGUAUGGUAAUUGGGGUUAUGAGUUUGGUGCUGGGAGCUAUGCUCUCACACAAAGUGCUUACCAAAUUGCAAUUAGAACUCUCUCCAGCAUACCUUUAUCCAUCUUUUCCUAUCAAGGCCGUAGACCCAAGACGGACCUGCAGACUCUAAUUGCAUUUUACCAGUCCAUAUCAGAACAAAAUCUUGUAUCGUUAGGGGAUCUCUUCAGCUUCAUAUUAAGGCUGAUACGUGAAAUUCAUGGGUCACAAACUGGUAUUUAUGAGAAGUCCAGCACUAUGAAUGUAUUGUGCACUUGGAUGAGAGAGGAUGUUGAACGUGUAGAGCAAGGUAUGAUCAAAGUGCUGCUAGCAGCGGCUAAUGAUUCUAGCUGGGUGUCAAGACGUGCUCUGAAGGGUGCCCUUUGCAAGGCAGCCUCACCAAAUCAUCUUGAUUACUGCCUCAAGCACUUGGGAGGGAAGAUAGCAACAAAUGGGAUGGUGGUUAGCCAACGAUGCAAUCCCGGUUCUUCUGCCAUUGAGUACAGGCUUGAACCUUGUGGUUUCGUACACAAAGGAACUUGCUCAAACUCAAAUAUCCCAUCAGAAGAGCAUCUCAUUCGUGAUUUGAAAUUUUUAUACGAUUCUAUUCUCCAUCCACAAACGAUGGUGAACAACAGGCCUCAAGCAACAAGAAAACUAGUGGCUGAAUCAGCUACUAAACUCCUCGACUGCAAGCAAUUUGUAAAAGACUACAAACCUGACAAAAUGGCAGCUACAAAACCCUUUGCUAUCAACCUCUGGUGUCAUGUGGAACUUGCAGGCCGUUCUAAAGAAGACUCGGUCCCACCUCCAGAACUUAUUGUCCUGCCAGAAAAUGCUACUGUUGCUGACUUAAAACUUGAAGCUACUAAAGCUUUUCGAGAAGUGUAUGCCAUGUUUAAGAGGUUUGAAACUGAUGAAAUUCUUGACUUUGGUCCUAUAGAUGAUUCCAUGACAUUGAAACUUUUGGUCGGAUUGACUGGGUCAGUUCGAGUUCGAGGAAGGUGCCAGGGAACACAUGGUCUUAGUCGCUUUAAAACCGAAAGGGGAACUGAGAACUGGACGGUAGAUUGCAUGUGUGGGGCUAGGGACGAUGACGGUGAGAGGAUGUUGGCUUGUGACACUUGUGGUGUGUGGCAGCACACAAGGUGUGCUGGAAUUGAUAAUUAUGAUGAAAUCCCUGCAAAUUUUAUCUGCAUGAGAUGUUUAAACUCAAAUGUAUCUAAGAAGGUUGUGCAGUUUAGUGAAGAGAGUAGUGGUUUGCUGUCCAGCAGAAGUUGCAGGGAUGAAUCAGCUAUAGCUAAUAGCCCUAGGCUUCGUACUAAAUUAAGAGUGAAUUUUAAUGUUAGUUGA